CAGCGAGUGGCUUAUGUCCCUUACAGAUCAGAGGACUAUUACAUGCGAAUGCCGCCCAAGAAAACGGAUUUCAAAGUAUUCCACAAGAUUCCGAGUUCAACUUUGUUACUGACGACUUACGACCCUUUUUAUAGCCCGUUACUGUCCCGCCUGGAUACCGUUUUCCAGCAAUUGGGUCUUGGAAGCGACAAAUCCCCAGAAACGGAAAAAUGCAGAGAAAGGUUGGUCUGCAUGAUGUACGCUAAUCCAGCCAAGUUUGCGCCAUAUAGUAACCUUGUUUCAGCACAACUUAGCAGGGAACUUAAUGAACUUCGGAAGCCGUCUAGUGAUAACCCAGAAAUCCUUCGAUUUUUCCGGUACAUGAAGGCUGCAAGGAAUGGACAAGACGGGGAGGAAUGUCUUGCCCACGUAGGCUGCCCAGCCCUUAUGGGAUCCGAAACAAAACCCGCCCUAAUUACAACCUACAAUGAAAUAAACAAACUGGUGCAAGCUCGAAAAUUGUGAUCUAUUGGGAAGGAAAUUUCAGAAAGCUAUUGCUUUUUCGAUCGAUUUA
This is a messenger RNA of Agrilus planipennis (emerald ash borer), 553 nucleotides long. RefSeq lists its product as uncharacterized. NCBI's taxonomy places the organism in Eukaryota, Metazoa, Arthropoda, Insecta, Coleoptera, Buprestidae. The record is from RefSeq and is a predicted model, not a curated record. The transcript has 2 exons. The coding region runs from base 43 to 504 and encodes 153 amino acids.